Molecule: messenger RNA, 642 nt
Organism: Trichomonas vaginalis G3
Lineage: Eukaryota; Parabasalia; Trichomonadida; Trichomonadidae
Product: leucine-rich repeat-containing protein 51 family
Exons: 1
Coding region: 1-642 (213 amino acids)
Molecular function (GO): protein binding
Source: RefSeq, a predicted model, not a curated record
AUGACUAAUCCAGGAAAAGCUCGUCAUGUAUCAUCCAUUGCUGCCAGUUAUGCAACCAUUACAGCCCCACCGAUUGAUCUCUCAAUGCGUGAACUUCGUGAAUUCAGCGAAAUGAAGAUAGAAGAGAAUCAAAACGCUCAAGAAACGCAAAAACUCGUUAAAAAAUACGGAAAAGACAACGUCGUAAUUAAUUCCAUCAGACUCAAUAACAACAAAAUUUCUGGUUGGGUUAACUUUAUUACUUCUCUUCGUAGCAUGGUUGAAAUCACCCAAAUUCAAUGGCUCGACUUAUCAUUCAAUCAGCUACAAACAAUUGAGCCGACAAUUGGUAGAUUGAGAGGCUUAGUUAAACUUCAUUUACAUGCAAACAAAAUAUCCGAUAUUUUAGAUGUUAACAAGCUUGUUGAACUUGAAAAUCUCCGCGAUCUCACAUUACAUGGAAAUCCAAUAGAAGAUCGUGGAAGACUUAAAUAUAGAAAUUAUAUUAUCUCUGUUCUUCCAAACUUGAAUUCUUUAGACUUCACAUCUCUUACAUCGCGCGAUAAAGCUAUUGCAAGCUCAUUCUGUGCUAACAAAUCUCUCAAAAAGACGGUUUUCACAGAUGCAGAGCGCGCCGAGAAGAAACGUGAUCAAGAGAAAUAA